AUUGAAUUUUUUUAAAAAAUAAAAGAUUUUCACGAGUCUACUAAAAUGUGAGCAAACCUUAGUAUGUAUGCUACGGAGUAGAAUUAAAGGGUUAAUUUGCAAAUACCAUACCCUCGCGCCCCGGGUUCUAUUCCGCCUGUUUCUGCUCCCGGAACUGGAAGAGAUUCCAUUGUCCUCCGUGGCGGAGCGGACCGGAGCCGGUAGCCUUCCACUGUUGCCCUAGCCUGAAUGAUUUAGCAGAGAACUGUCGUACCAAUUCUGGAAGUUCUGAGAUGACCCAACUGAGCAGUGAAAAGGCCAACAAUGAAGGUAGAACGGAACACGUGGUCCGUAAAGAGAAAAGUGCAAAACGUAAAAUUGAUGAAACCUUGGAAGAAAUUUAUGAUGGACAUUAUGAUUUAAGUGAUGAGGAUGAUGAUAGUGAUUGGGAUCCAUUUGAAAAACAAGAUCAAGUUGUCAAGUGGUUUUGUGUCAACUGCACCAUGGUUAACCUCAGUAAUGCUGUGCAUUGCUAUAUGUGUGGAGAGCACAAGGAUUCUGGAAUCCUUAGGUUAGGAUAUUAUGCAUCACCAUCUUUGCCAAUGGGGGAUAUUAUAGAACGUGAGUUGGAGGCUACUGAAAGAUCAAAAGGUUCAUGUCUGAAAGGUUUUCCAUCAGACUCUACUGUGGUUGGAUUUGAUGAGAGGAUGCUGCUCCAUGAUGAAGUUGAAGUGAAAUCGCAUCCUCAUCCUGAGAGACCAGACCGUCUUCGAGCUAUUGCUGCUAGUCUUGCUAGUGCAGGUAUAUUCCCUGGGCAAUGUCAUCCAAUUUCAGCACGAGAAAUCACCAGAGAAGAACUUCAGAUGGUGCAUGCGUUGGAGAAUAUUGAAUCUGUUGAACUUACCAGUCGUCUUCAUGCCAGCUAUUUUACUCCUGAUACAUAUGCGAAUGAAUAUUCAGCCUGUGCUGCCAGACUUGCAGCAGGCUUAUGUGCUGAUCUUGCUUCAACCAUCAUCUCUGGGCGUGCUAAAAAUGGUUUUGCUCUGGUUCGACCCCCUGGUCACCAUGCUGGCGUGAAACAAGCCAUGGGAUUCUGUCUCCACAACAAUGCAGCUGUUGCAGCGUUUGCAGCUCAGGCUGCAGGAGCAAAGAGGGUGUUAAUAGUUGAUUGGGAUGUUCAUCAUGGGAAUGGAACACAAGAAAUUUUUAAUAGAAGCAAAUCAGUUCUCUAUAUAUCUUUACAUAGGCAUGAAGGUGGGCAAUUUUACCCGGGUACUGGAGCUGCUAAAGAGGUUGGUUCCAUGGGUGCAGAAGGAUACUGUGUGAAUAUUCCAUGGAGCUGUGGUGGAGUUGGUGACAAUGAUUAUGUUUUUGCAUUUCAACAUAUUGUGCUUCCAAUUGCCUCCGAGUUUGCUCCAGACUUCACUAUUAUUUCAGCAGGAUUUGAUGCUGCAAGGGGGGACCCCCUCGGCUGUUGUGAUGUAACUCCUCUUGGCUAUGCAUUGAUGACACAAAUGCUGAAUCCUUUAUCAGAUGGAAAAGUACUUGUCAUCCUUGAAGGAGGGUACAAUCUUCGAUCAAUAUCAUCUUCAGCUACAGCGGUGAUUAAGGUCUUACUUGGUGAAAGUCCAAAAGCUGAUAUGGACGGUUUUGUACCUUCCAAGUACGGAUUCCAAACCGUAAUGGAGGUCAUGAAAAUACAAAAGAGCUAUUGGUCUACACUAGAGUCCAACUUCAAUAAAUUGUUAUCUGAAUGGAGAAUAUAUGCUUUUCACAAUACACGAAAACAGACCAAGAAAAGGCGGAGUGUACCAACCUGGUGGAGGCUGGGGCGGAAGUUGUUUCUCUAUCGCCUCCUAACCAAGCAGAUUCUUUUCAAGUCUAAGGGCCGCUGAGCCUUCCGGUGGAUACCCAGAUAAAUCAUGCACGGUAUUGCUGUCAUCCCGGGGCACCAAAUUUAGGAUUCUAUGUAAAUUUUUGCUCAUUCUACAUAAGUGUUGAUUAGUACCGUUCAAAAUGAUGCUUUCGCCCUGCCGUCUAACUUGCUCCCACUUCACCCCUAACACAUUGUGUUUUGUGUAUAUUUUAGAUUUGCAUUUGGUUGAUGCCUAAUGGUUUGUUUGCUUCAUUUUGGUUAAACAAAUAUGGCUAUUGGAC
Cuscuta campestris is the source of this 2136-nucleotide messenger RNA. The record is from the annotation of a GenBank genome assembly. Lineage: Eukaryota; Viridiplantae; Streptophyta; Magnoliopsida; Solanales; Convolvulaceae.